AUGCUUGCGUUCCGAUAAGCACGAAACAGUCACAGCAAUAAGAAAAUUAGGAGAAGAACACCGAGACGGUGGUAUACGGCGUGGCAACACGUCUAUUGCGAUUCGUACGUGAGCCAGCGGUGCGUGUAUCGCGAUGUGUGUGUAUGUGACCAGAAAUACGCGUCGAGACGUAUUCGCUUCAGCAGUCGAUCGCGACGCGAGCGGAGGAACCUGCUCAGGUGUGCCUUCUCGCGUUUUCCUCGUGCGCACAGAGUGCAAUGCGAACAGCGGGACCGAGCGUCUCGAAAACACGUGUCAUUCACGUCGAUUUCUCUUAACUGGAAAUUACUAGUGCCGAUCACCGCUGGAUACUGAAGAGGAACCGAUGCACCGACCUCGCGCGAACAUGUCGCACAGCAGACUCAAACCGUUGAUUCUCACGGUCUUCGUGAUAAUACUGGUUAUCGGACUCGUAGUGGCUCAAAGGGAUACGCGGUUAGUUCCCGCUGUGGAUAGUUCCGGCCGUAGCAACGAGUUAUCGAAAUCGUUGGAGCUAGCCAAAAAGAUCAAUUCCAUGGAUUCGAUCGAUGAGUUUCUCAAUCUUGUUCAUGGCGUGCCUGUGUACCAACAGAGGUUCGGCUUAUUUGGUAGGAUAGGAGAUACGGAAGAGCGCUCGAACGCCAUGCAACCAGUUCCAGCAAAAUGUAUGCCCGAAUUGCAACCAGUUUCUCUAAAACCAGACGACGAUCCAUCCGCAAUCUAUUUCCCGUCUUGCACGCGCAUCAAAAGAUGCGGAGGUUGUUGCAGUCAUUCGUUGCUUUCCUGUCAACCGAUCGCCACGGAAUUUCGAAAUUUCGAGGUAUUUGUGGUGGCAGUAGAUCAGACGAACGGACUGAGCUAUAAGGACAAACGCAUCGUGCCGCUAGAAGAGCACACGAAAUGCGUGUGCGACUGCAGAAUUAAGGCGGAGCAUUGCAACGAAAAGCAAUCGUACGUGAAGGAAGAAUGUAGAUGCGCGUGCAAUAACGUCGAUGAGGCGGAGAAAUGCUACACGAACAACGACACGAAAGUCUGGAAUCCAGAGCUUUGUACCUGUUUCUGUAGAGACGAGUUGGAGUGUUCCACUGGAUUUUACUUCGAUCAAAACACGUGCAGAUGUCGACAAGUACCAUUGUCUAGAACUUGGUUUCCAGUCACAAAAGGCACAGACUACAGAUUUGGACAAACACAAAAACCAGACAAUACACCUCCUGUUAUAGUUCCAUUGGAUGCAACGGAUCCUAGGAGACGUCCUAAAGAGGACCCAGAACGUUAAUAAAGAUGGAAACUAGUAGACUAAAUCAAAGGGCUCGCAAGGCAGCUACUUUUCAAUGGAAUAUGCUUACAGCUCGACCUUCCACCUCCGUGCCAUUUUAUUACAACAGAGACCAUGUAAUUAUAGUAUUUGUGAGAUAGUAUUAAUUCAAUAUUCCAGGAUUAAGUCAAUAUAUUUUUACAUAUUAAAUGACUUUGUGAUAUAAGGAAACAUAAUUAUUUAAACGAUAUCACUGUAUAAAUCUACACUUACAAACA
Messenger RNA from Hylaeus volcanicus, 1551 nucleotides. RefSeq lists its product as uncharacterized. NCBI's taxonomy places the organism in Eukaryota, Metazoa, Arthropoda, Insecta, Hymenoptera, Colletidae. Gene Ontology annotation, biological process: positive regulation of cell population proliferation; positive regulation of protein autophosphorylation. The record is from RefSeq and is a predicted model, not a curated record. The coding region runs from base 365 to 1294 and encodes 309 amino acids. Gene Ontology annotation, cellular component: membrane. The transcript is spliced from 7 exons. Gene Ontology annotation, molecular function: growth factor receptor binding; growth factor activity.